AUGAUAAAACAAGGUUAUGAAGAUUGGCUGAGACACAAAGCAGAUCGUGAAGUCAACCAUGUAAAAGUAGAAGUAGUGACAGAAGACGGUCGAUUACAGACGAUUAAGGCGCAGGCAAUUACCGUGGGUGAUAUAGUGCUUUGCCGUUCCAACGAUACAUUUCCUUGUGAUUUGCUUCUCCUCAGUUCCAGCGAACCCAAUGGAGAGUGUUUUGUCACCACAGCAAGUUUGGAUGGCGAAACAAAUCUUAAGAGAUUUGUGGCCAGCGAAUAUACGAAGGUUUUUGAUAGUCCUGAUGUGAUAGCCAGUGAACUCCGUGGAACACUAACAUGUCAACAGCCUGUAAAUGAUUUAUACUCUUUCAAUGGUAGAGUUAAUCUUGAAUCGACUCAAGGUGAACCAGAAGUAUUCCCUGUUGGACCAGAAAAUCUCUUGCUCCGCGGGGCCUGUCUACGCAACACUGAUUUCGUCUAUGCCUGUGCUGUCUAUACGGGUCAAGAUACAAAAAUGACUCUGAAUUCAAAAGGAAAAAAGACCAAGUUUUCUCAAGUCGAACGAAAGUUGAACCUUUGCUUGGCAUUGAUUUUGUGUUUUCUACUCCUGUGUGCACUGCUGUCUACCAUUCUAUACUUUACGCAAGCACAAAAGGACUCUUGGUAUACACCACCACAAAACGUAUCCGCGUGGAUUGUUGUGCAAACGUUCCUUGGUUUCAUCGUGCUAUACAAUUACAUCAUUCCAAUAUCACUCUAUGUCACCAUUGAAAUUCAAAAGUUCUUUGGAUCUCUAUUUUUCGAAUGGGAUAUAACUCUGUAUGAUUCAAACAUUAAUGAAAGAGCAAAGGCGAACACUUCAGACCUAAUCGAAGAAAUGGGUCAAGUGAGUUUUCUAUUGUUUUAA
Echinostoma caproni is the source of this 900-nucleotide messenger RNA. The record is from the annotation of a GenBank genome assembly. Lineage: Eukaryota; Metazoa; Platyhelminthes; Trematoda; Plagiorchiida; Echinostomatidae.